Molecule: messenger RNA, 1386 nt
Organism: Strongyloides ratti
Lineage: Eukaryota; Metazoa; Nematoda; Chromadorea; Rhabditida; Strongyloididae
Exons: 4
Coding region: 1-1386 (461 amino acids)
Source: RefSeq, a predicted model, not a curated record
AUGCGAUUUCUGUUGAUCCUAGAUGAAUAUACUUUAUUUUUGGGUCAUAAAUUUCAAAAUUCUAUCUUAUCAUUCUAUAUUGGCAUAUUCCAACUUUUUGUUUGCCUUUGGUCAUUAACACAACAUAUUUAUUCAAUUUUUUGGUUUAAAAAGGUAUUAUAUUGUGAUUUUACAAAUUCAACAGAAAAUGCCAUUCCUGUCCUAACAAAAGUAGAUGCCAUAAUUUUUGAUGUUGGAUUAUUUCAUUCUUUGUGGGGAAUUAGUCGCUGUGUUGCAGAACAUCUUGAUGGAGGAUAUGGUAGAUUUAUGUGGUGCUUAUGUCAUACCUUUGCUUUAUUAUUUUGUUUACCAUUUGCCUUUGUUCAACGUCCGAAACCACAAACAUUGUGGCCCUUACUUAUUCAACAAAGUGCUUAUGGAGUGGGACUUUUAAUUCUUUCAUUAGCAGCACUACCAAAAGUACUUCCAACAUUUAUGGGAGAUAUAACAAAAGCUCCAGUGGCUUCUAUUCUUUUUUAUCUUUUUGGUAGUUCAAUCAAUUUUUUUUUGUUAUAUAUUUACUGGCAUUGGUAUUGGUUUGUAGAAGCUGAAUGGGAAACGUCAAUGAAAAAAAAAUAUAAUUCAAAUGUGGGUAUUGAGAGAAAAAGAAUAACUGCAUUGAGUGAUGAUAAAGAUUUUGUUCAAAGAAAAAUUGGUACUGAAGAACAAGUUAAUAGAAAAAAAGAUAGUAAUAUGUUUCCUAUUUAUAAUACUACUGUAUUUCAUAAAAAUAAUAAUAAUCAUGUAGAAACAAUUGAUGAAUACAAUUUACAGAAAAAUGAUAUCAGAUAUAAAAAAUAUCCCAAUGACUUAAAAAAUGCACAAGACUUAAAUUUAAAUACACCUCUUCUUAAAACACAAUCAUUCUCAGAUUCAUAUGAUUCUUCAAUUCAAUCUUAUAGAAAUAAUAUUCCAAUGAACAAUAAAUAUACAAAUAUUGUUUCACCUCUUUCUGAAACUAAUUAUACUAAUCUUGUUAGUGAUUACAAUGACAUCAUUGUCCCUGUAUCAGAUGUUGAUGAUGAUAGUACUAAUGAAGAUUUAUCUAGAAGUACAGAUGAAUUAAAUAUACCUUUUCAAAAUAACAUCUAUACUCCAAGAAUGGGAAAAAUUAUUGGACAAAAAAAUUUACCCAAAACCUCAUUACAACUUUAUAGCACUAAUUUAGGUACACCAACAAAUUUUUCAUUUCAUCAUAGCAUAACUGAUUAUGCUUUUACAAAUAGAAUGUCACCGUAUAGUAGUAAACAUACAUCACCCAGAAAUCAUACACCAACUCAAGAGACAAAAUUUUUACAUCACAAUUGCCAUCCACAUGAAAGUGCAUAUCAGGUUUAUGAUUACUAA